This is a messenger RNA of Corapipo altera (White-ruffed manakin), 5188 nucleotides long. It is a transcript of the gene ELMOD2, whose product is annotated as ELMO domain containing 2. NCBI's taxonomy places the organism in Eukaryota, Metazoa, Chordata, Aves, Passeriformes, Pipridae. The record is from RefSeq and is a predicted model, not a curated record. Bases 59 to 952 code for a protein of 297 amino acids. The transcript has 8 exons. Gene Ontology annotation, cellular component: membrane. Gene Ontology annotation, molecular function: GTPase activator activity.
CUCCCCCGGGCACGGCGCGCUCGGCCCCCGCCAGGCGCGGGGCUGCCGCCCGCGCAAGAUGUGGGGGCGCCUCUGGGGGUUCCUGUACGACAAAUACUUUCGGUUCUGGCUGAAGUGGGUCCUGCGGCUGCUGACCGGGAAGUGCGAGCUGCAGCGCGUCCUGGGCGGCGCCGCGGCGGGGGCGCGGCGGACGCUGAGCGUAGAACAUUCACUGGAAUCAUCAAAGAAUAAGGUUUUAAGAAAUGCUGUACAUGUUGAAGAAGCUGAAGUGGAGAAGUGUGUCAGAGAUGUAAUGAAAGAAAAGAGAAUCGAACAGAGGGAUACAGAGUUUAAGGCAAAUCUGCAUAUAUCCUUACUGCAGAUAUCAGGUUAUAAAAAACUGUAUUUGAAUGUGGAAAACCUAAGGAAGGUCCCAUAUGAUUCGGAAAAUGAAGAACACGAGGAACAGUUAAUUGAGCUCUGGAAUUUGCUGAUGCCUCACGAGAAUCUGAAGGCCCGAAUCAGCAAGCAGUGGUGUGACAUCGGCUUCCAAGGCGAUGAUCCCAAAACAGACUUCAGAGGAAUGGGUCUGCUGGGCUUAGUGAAUCUGGUGUAUUUCAGUAAGCAUUACACCAACGAAGCUCGGCAGAUCCUUUCUCGUUCAAAUCACCCAAAGUUGGGAUAUUCCUAUGCAAUAGUUGGGAUCAAUCUGACAGAAAUGGCAUACAGCUUGCUCAAGAAUGGUGCUUUAAAGUCUCAUCUGUACAACAUGGUGGCUGGAUUGCCCCAGAUGGAGCACUUCCAUCAGUUUUACUGUUAUCUAGUUUAUGAGUUUGACAAGUUCUGGUUUGAAGAAGAACCAGAAAGCAUUAUGCACUUCAACCAGUACAGAGAGAAAUUCCAUGAAAAAGUUAAGGGACUUCUACUGGAUUGCAACGUGAUACUCACCUUACAAAAUACAAAGAAACCAUAACUCCUCUGCAGAAUUUGAGGUUCUGCAUCAAAAAUUGAAUGAUGCAUUUGGAUUGAAGUCUUGUGUGUUUCACCAAAAACUGUUUAACAAUAGAACCUUUUUUUACAUUAAAAAAAAAAAUUAGCAAAAUUCAGUUAAGAAAGCUUGUACAAUCAACCUCUGUUUACAGGUAUUUAUAUGCUAUUCUCCAAAGGGCAGCUUUUUAAGAAGGAAGUUAAACAAAAACCAGCCAACCAACCAACACAAAAACCAACCCAUAAAUCUCAAAAGCCUCUGGAUCACUUGCUUUCACUUUUUUAUUUCUUGAUGCAGGAACAUGAAGCAGGUAUUUAUGCUGCAUCAUGUUUUCUAUGAAUAGGUUUCACAGUUAAUUAUCUUUUAAAAGACAGUUUAAAUUCAACUUUUCAACUUUGAACUUAAAUUCCAACUUUUUAAUCUAAUAGUUCAAGUUAAGUUUGAGUUGUAGAUAAAAUUCCCCUGGUUUUAGACUUCUUGUGUUCUUGUUCCAUUACAUGUCAUUAUCAUUCACUAAUCAAUGAUAAAUUUUUCUGUAAUUAAGAGGUGCAUGGAGGGGACAUAUUAGUCAUUUAUAAUUUUGGAGAAGAGGCUUAAUCCAUCACCAUACUGAUGUACUUACUAGAAGUUACUUCUGGCUAAGGAAGUUUUUUAUCUGUGGAUUUGUACCAGCCACUUCCUAUGCUUGGAAGAAAUUUAGUUUGCAAAACAAACAAAAGGAACCACAAGUCAUCAGCAUGAGGAUAAGAUUCUCAGGCUAAAGCUACUCUUUCUAAAAGUAUUCCUACUGUAAAAAUUUUUGAUUCUUUAUAAUCUGACUUCAGAUGCUCAGGAUGAUUGACUUUGUAUCUGUUGUCAGCCCUUUCUUCUAGCAGGUAAUGGGGUAUUCUUAGUGGGAAGUACAAGAGAUCUAGUUUAGCCCUUUUAUAAAUUUUAAAGAAAAACUUUUACUGCAGCUGCAGUCCUUAUUUUGUGAAAUUAAAUUCACAUCUGAGUACUAGCCUCUAACAGAGAUGUGUUUUCCAUGGAAGGGUGCAACUUUGAUGUGUUCCUUAACCUUACCAUCCUCAGACAAUCUAGUCAAUAGGACUUCUUGUCUAUAUUGUGACUAAUUAUUGCUUAGAGCAACUUUAAAUGGAUUUGGCAUGACCAUCAUUUCAUUUUCUAAGAACUACUAUUAAAUAAGUGCCUUCUGCUUUUUUCAAUGUCUUUUAUUUUGAUUCUGUAACGAGAUCACAGCCUUAGAAACUUGAUUUAUUUGAGAAAAAUUCUUUCACAAGGUACCUAAAUAGCUCACAGUGGCACAAAAUUUGUAUGCUAAUACAAGCUUUCAUGACUUUAUUUUUUUUUUUAAAUCAUCUCAGGUAAACUAGUUGUAGUCAGUGACUAGUCAUGAAGAGAUUCCUGAAGAAUACAAGCAUUGAACAUGAGAAGGAAAAAAAAAAAAGAGACAAAUCCCUUUUUCUAAUGAGUAUUGUUACACUACAUAAGUAUGAAAUAUAUUAUAAUAUGUGGUACUGUGUCUCUUAGAGAUCAUCAAAACCCAAUUAGACUUGGCCUUAAGCAGCCUGUUCUGAGGGACCCUGCUUUGGGCUGGAGAUUGGACUUUGUGAUCUUCAGAGGUGCCUUCCCACCUCAGCAGUUCUGUGAGUCUGUAUUGUGUAACUAGUGACUUGUUGCACUGCAUCCACCCACAUGCUCUUGAUCCCUUAAAUGUUGGUCAUCUCUUGCUUGUGGGAAAGCUCCUGGAUCAGGGUAGACAGUACAUGUGUAGGAGGAGGUAACACAGUUCUGUUUUCUUUUUAUGGUACUUUAGGUGUAGAUGAGAGUGUAACAAGUUUAAUGUGUGCAGGGCAGAGAAGGGCUCAUCUCACCUGGGUUGGGUUGGAUGCUGUUCCACUUGAUAAAAAAAAAAAAAAAAAGGAAAAGCACUGUGAAGAUGCUCAGAGGGAGAGUAUUUACGGUUAUGCCCUGGCUUGUAAACCAAACAGUUAAACUGACCACAUUAGAUACAAACUGACCAUGGGAAGCCCAGUUCUUUUGCUACUUCCAGGUACUUGGAUCCUGCAGUUCUCACCCCUGAAAAGCUGAGAUCCUGUGGAGAGCAUUCUGCGAUUCAGGUCCUGCAGUGAAGCUCUGUUUCUCUGGCCCUUGCAGACAUUGGACAUGCCUAAAAUCUGAGGAAGGAAGUGGAAAGUAGACUCAUUCCAAGUAUGCUUUCUAGCCUCAGCUUCUGUUGAGUUUAUCUCCAUUAAUAACUUUUGCUACUGCUUGUAGAUCUCCUUUGCAAGCAACACGAGUGACUGAAUUUCAGAGGUGACCCCAGUAUGUUUAGCAGCAGCAGGAAAGGAGAUCCUAUUCUUUUAUUUUCAUCUACUGCUUUCUAGCUAGCAACAAAGCUGCUUGAGACACCUCUCUAAACACUACCCGAGCUAGGUUUGCAAGCUCUAUUUUAUUUGGCAACAGUUGCAAAAAUAAUCUACACCCUUGUCUUUCCAGCACUGAAACUUUAACUUGUUCACUGGGAGACUGACAUUUGACUAUUGCUGGGGCUUCUAAAGCCCAACCACGGAGUUUCAGAUUUCCUAUCACACAGCAGAGGUGUUUUAGUGUAGGAUGUAGAUAGAGUUUAGUGUGAGAUGCAUCUCUGUUUAGUUUUUUUUCUUUUUAAAUCAAUGAGUGACCUGGGACUAAACUGUGGCAGUAUACAAGGGGAAAAAGUAAACCCAGCCAUCAUCAGUGAGUGAGACAUGUGGGAAUACAUUAGUUUGCAUGUUGUAAUUAAGGUGAAUGUUUAUGUUAGGCUCCAGCACACCUUCCCACUAAAGACUUAGAAUUUGCAUGCCCAGUAAUUCUGUCUAGGAGUCACUCACUAUAUGUAGACUAGUACUGGGUGUCCCUGUUUGCACCAGUGGUAGGCUAAUUGUAUUAUGGUGGUAGGUAGAAGACAUAUGGAAAAAGGUAAAAUUGUGUUUAGGGAAGGGAAGAACGAUGCUUUACUAGUCAGCGCCAAUUUAUGCCAACUCUGUAGUAGAGUGACAAUCCUGAGGUUAUGGAAGAUUGGAAACAGAGGUAGGCCACCUUUCUGCAAGGUUUAUAUAAUCAAUUUGUUCAGCAUCAGAAUUUGUUGCUCACAGGUUAUUCUGAGAGUCUUAAAAACUUGCUAAAUUCUCUUAUUUAUUAACCGUCACGCUUCUAAGUACAUACUGCCUUUUCAGAAUUUGUAAGUGCUGUUAGUUUUCUAACUUGCUGCCUCUUUAAAGCAUUCACUCUGUGAAAGCUUGUAUGCAACAGUCAUUUAAGAAAAAAAUUCUAAAACUUAAGACAAGGUGGUUCUCUAAAUUUUUUGUCGUUCCUGUAGCAACUGUUUAACAAACUACCUCCACUUUUGUUGUUUAAUGUAUGCUUGAAACGUGGUACCACUCUACGAACAAAAUAAUCUGAAGAUAAGUAGUUUACCACAAGCAAAAGUAAAAUCUAGUCUUUCACUAAGUAAACCCUUUGCUUCAUAAGUAACCAACUUGACUGGAAAGUGAUCUGAAGACAGUGCUACUUAGGAGGAAAGAAAAUGAGAAUGUUUUUAAACUGGUUGUGCUUCUGUCAUCUGAUACAGCCAUGUAAAGGAUAGGGUGUUUUGUCCUAAAGGACAACUGGAAAAGGGGCCAAUUUAAACACCUCAGAUAAACAGUUUUGGAUUUUCACUCUUUGAAAAACAAAACCAAAACCAUGCAAACAAGCAAUUAGACACGCACAAAGCCCCAAGCAGUGGUUUUCCAGACCUUCCAUCCCAGUUUAAAAUAAAACUUUAUGAAAAAAUUACUUAGCUUUGUUUUAGGAAUUAUCAUAAUGAAAAAGUUUGUAUUGAGUUAGGUGGGCAGUCAGUAUUCUUGAAAAUACUGCUAGUGAAUGCGUGGUGAAAGAUGUAACCUGUGAUUUCUUUCUGUCAUACUUGUUUGUGUUGCUGUAGUACAAUGUUGACUAAUUUUUGGACUGAUGUUUCUUGUGCCAGUCUAGAUACUGUCUUUCUUUCUCUAGGGAAUUAAAAACAACCCAGCCCAAGACAGCUUGUGGGCAGUUUCUUCUUAUCACACUGUGCUUAGAUAGCUGCAUACUAAUAGGAAUCCCUGUUUACCAUGAUAUAAAAGCAAUAAUGUAAACUGUGAUGUCUGUGUAAUAGAGAUGUUUACAAUGGUAGCAAAUAAAGAACGGGUUAUUCCAAAA